Messenger RNA from Rhizoctonia solani, 3297 nucleotides. Its product is annotated as Multicopper oxidase. The record is from RefSeq and is a predicted model, not a curated record. Gene Ontology annotation, molecular function: oxidoreductase activity; copper ion binding. The transcript has 28 exons. The coding region runs from base 1 to 3297 and encodes 1098 amino acids. Lineage: Eukaryota; Fungi; Basidiomycota; Agaricomycetes; Cantharellales; Ceratobasidiaceae.
AUGGAAACAAGUUACAAACCUCAUUCGUAUAGUCGCUCAACAGCGUUACCGAGCUUACCUCCAGGGAUCUCUUUGGCGCCUAUUGGUGGACAAGCAGGUCUAAAGCAGUGGGUUUGGGGAUUAUCAUCCACUCCGGCCCCGCACUAUUCCCCGGAAGCUAUUGAAUUUUGUCAAAAGCGAUGGGAAACAAAGUGGAGUUAUUACAAGAAGACACAGCAGGAGGAGCACUCGCUUUCAACGUUGGGGAAACAGGCGUUGUUCGCACAUGUCCAACAUCUGGAAGAAGAGUUAUCUAGGUUACAGUCUAGGUUCACCGAGAUGGACACUUCCGAGGCUUCAGCAGAAAUGGCAUGCGGAGUACAAUUUGUGCUUUCGUUGAUUGAAAGUCAAACACCCGCGCUUUUUAGACUUAAAGCGGCCGAGAUGGAUAGUGUGGCUGAACCUCUGGAAGUAUUAAAGAAUGAAGUCAAAUUAAUCGACCAAGUGUACCAGUUUGCUAUCCAAUCCCUAGAUACCAUCACAAGACUUCGUAUGCAACAAGUUCUCGAAAUGCGUGCGACAAUGGAUCCAGACCUAGAGUCGGCUCGUUCCAUCUCAGUUCGCUCGGAGCUCGAAGACCACAAAGGUGAUUCGGCCUCGGAUAGACGAGAGGCCUCCAUCCCAAGUGCAUCAAUUAAAGAGUCGUCAGGUCAGGAUAUGUCAGAUCCCGCUCCGGGUCCUUCUCGAAUCGUGCCCAACGAGCGAACAAUACCUCCAAAUGGUGUAGUGAUGGACGAAAAAGGGAUAAUACAAAGAGGGCCGAAUUAUUUCAGCUAUCCGCCGAAUACUAAUGGCACGGCCACUGUCACUCGUGGGUCAGACCGUCCACCAGUCCCAGCUCCACCUGUCACACAGGCCCUGAGUACUGCAGCGUCUCAUCGUGCCACUCUCCUCUCGCUCAGUGCCAUCUCCUUUUUUGGCGCUGGCAUGGCCUGGGCAACGGUAUUCUCGGGUACUCGUGGAGAUUUAGUACUCGUCUCAUGGGCAGCCAGUUGCUUUAUUGUCGCCACCGCAACUGCCGCAUGCGGAACAUCGCUGUUGGAUGCGGAUGGAACACUUGUCGAAAGGUUUAUGGCCGUUCGCUGGGCUGUUCGUAUCCUUUCUUUGUGUGCUACCAUCCAUGUUGAUACCUACUCCGGUAACCUACCGCCCCGUGCUCCAAGGGCAGAUGAUUUGUUUUGUGUUGGAAAGAUGAGGAACCAUGCGUACGUCGUCCACAAAAGGGAAGGUCUCGCCAAUGACCUCACAGCCAUCUCCACAAAAAUUGUCACACAUACUUUUCAUUCCAAUAACGGAACUUCUAGGAUCAUAUUGUGGCGCGCACUAGCGCGGAAGACCAUUGCCGACGGCGGUCCUGGUCGUGAGAUUGCAAGGAAGGAGAUGCGAGGCGGGCGCACUAAGACUAUCUUUGGUGUGUUGCCGCCCACCUUGGGACUCGCAUUAUUGACUCAUUCCCUGUUGAGGAAAAGCAUCCCGCUCCUUUUGGGAGCGCUUCUCCCGGUGGCUCAAGCUACACUUCGUCAACAUACUCUGACGGUCACCAAUGGCACAAGCAACGCCGACGGGCACACUCGUUCUUCGUUCCUAAUCAAUGGCCAAACUCCCGGGCCGCAUUUUGUCUGGGACGAGGGCGAUGAUGUUUCUGUGACUGUCAUCAACAACGCCGGUGACCCUAUUACUAUUCACUGGCAUGGAAUUGAGCAAUACGGAACACCUUGGUCUGAUGGCGUCCCCGGCCUGGCACAAUAUCCGAUCAGACCCGGCGAGAACUUUGUAUACAAUUUUACUCUCUAUCAAUCCGGCUUCUAUUGGUACCAUUCUCAUUACAAAAUGCAACUCGAUGAUGGUCUCAAGGGCACUAUAUAUAUUCGUCCGGACCCAAGCAAGCCCAAGCCAUUCAACCAAAUCUCCAAUGAUACAACUAUUCUCGGACAACUCAAGAACGCUGAACUCAACCCCUUGAUGCUUAACAUCUAUGAUUAUAAACAUUACACUUCGGAAUACUGGAUGUCCGAAUGGGAACGGACUGAUGUUGAGCAACUUUGUAUUGAUAACAUCAUCGUUAACGGCAAAGGACAGGUUCAAUGCCCUAAUUUGGAUGAAAUAACCGGCCUAGCCGCCUCAUAUCAGAAACCAUUGACUAAGAAAGGCUGCAUGUAUCCCAAUAACACACUAAUGUUCCCUUACUCGGACUCCAAGCCCUCAACAGUUGACCCAAAAAUGUGGUAUGAUUGUACAAACACAACUACGCCUUUUGAGGUUUUCACUGCCAAGGAAUCCGAUGGCUGGGUUUCAUUCAUUUUGCUAAAUAGUGGCGCACUUUGGGACCUGCGAGUGUCCAUCGACUCACACCAGCUGUACUUCUUCGCUGCUGAUGGCCACUACACCCAAAUUCAAGUUGCGACCUCAGUCCUUAUCCCUAUCGGCGAACGCUACCAGUUUUUCGUUAAACUUGACCAAACACCCGGAGAUUACAUCAUUCGUACUGCCGCGGUCGUACUGCCCCAACUCAUCAAUGGAUAUGCCAUCCUCUCCUAUACUAGUACAGGCACUACUGGCGCUGGUCUCGUCAGCGCUACUACUCUUCCGGCCACCAAGACCCCUUACAUCGACUACGCUGGCGGUAUCAUCAACGGCGGCGUUGACCUUAUAACCGCCAACCUGGCCCCUUAUCCUCCUAAUCCUCCUCCUCAAGGCAGGGCCGAUCUAACUUUGUCCCUCAAUGUGACACGUACUAGCGAGUUUGGAUGGGUUCUCAAUGGCAACACAUGGAAUCAGCCCGCCGAUGAUUAUACACCCCUCCUUUUCCAACCAAGCGAGAUCGCAUCCCUCGAUCCCAAAGUGUAUUUUUCAUACGCAAACGGUACCUUGGUCGAUCUUAUUUUCACUGUCACAGCUGGAGAUCCUGCAGCUCAUCCUCCUCAUCCUAUGCACAAGCACGGUGUCAAGGCUUGGUUGCUUGGCUCUGGUACUGGCGAAUUUCCAUAUGCGACCAUCCAAGAUGCUGUCGAUGCUGGGUAUAGCGGUAUCAAUAUUAAAAACCCUCCUCUACGUGAUGACUUCCCUACUCCUGGAGAUAUCACCGGAAAGGCAUGGAUGGCAGUUCGUUUCCGCGCUGUUGACCCGGGCCCAGUUAUUCUCCACUGUCACAUCGACCCCCACCUUGCGACUGGCAUGGUUAUCGUUCUGCUCGAAGGUGCUGAGAAGACUACAAGUGGCUAUGUCCCAAGCUAUUAUCUUGCCAAGAACAAACCGUGA